Dermatophagoides farinae (American house dust mite) is the source of this 1233-nucleotide messenger RNA. The record is from RefSeq and is a predicted model, not a curated record. Lineage: Eukaryota; Metazoa; Arthropoda; Arachnida; Sarcoptiformes; Pyroglyphidae.
AUUAUAUUUAUUUUAUUAUAUUAAGCUACAACUAACAAUCAUCUGAUUUGAUUAAGAACUUUAUAAUGACCGAAAAGAAUGAAUUAUUAUCAACUUAUAAUGGUUAGUUCAUUGUGGUCAACUUUGUUUAAUUGAAUUUUAUUUUUUUUUUUAUUGUGAUUGUAUGAUAAACUAAGAAAAGGAAUUUUUGCCGCCUUUUUGGAAAUGUCAAAAAGUUCAUUUUCAUCAACAAGUAAAAUUCGUCGUGGAAUUACUUCCCGAAAAAGUAAUUAUUCGCCAUUAAAAGAAACAUUUGAUCCAAGCGAUAGAAUGAUGAUAAAAUCAAAUCGUGGUAAAAGGCGAACCGGAACAAGAAAAAAGCAAGCAAAAACAACAUCACGACCAUCAUUGGUCAAAAGAAAGAUUAAACAAAAAGGAAAAAUGAAAAAACAUUUAUCGAAAUUCCGAAUUUCCACAAUCAAACGCAAACGACGUUCAAUUGCGGCUAAAUAUUCACGGAUAUCGAGUAAAUCAAGCCCGAAAAGUAGUCGUCGUAGUAGACAAAGUCUAAGUAGUAGUACUCCAAGUACAAUAUAUCAAUCACCGGUAAUGAAAGUCAAAACGAUGACAAAAACAUCCAAACGACGUGGAAGAGGAAGACGAUCAUUAUCUACCGGUAGUAUAAAAAUGAAAAUGACUACUGCAAAAUCUAAACGUCCAUCGCGUAAACAACCAAGUCGCCGAUCAUUAUCAUCAAAAAUUUCAAUGAGCAAACGUCGUAGUCAAAGUAAAGCAUUGAUUAGAAAAAAUCGUGUUGGUUUCAAAUAUUUUCUAAGUCCAAAAGUAAUGAAAAUGAUGAAAGAAUUUGAACCAUCAUCACCAUCAUCAUUAUCCAAAUCUAGUUCAAUUUCUGGUCGCAAAGGAAAAGGUCGUCGCAGCGGUGGUGGCAUGUUAAACAGUAGUAAUUCAUUUUUACUAUAUAAACUACCACCGGAAGAACGACAAGAAUUAUUCGAAAUGGCAGAUGAAUUAAUCAAUGAUUCAUUUAUCGAUGAUAAUAGUGAUAUUGAUCAAUUAUUUUCCGAGUUGAAUGCUGCCUUACCAAAAGUAUUUGGUCAUCGUGCCAGAAGUAAUACCGUUAGUGGCAGUAAUGUUUCGAUCGGGGAUCAACAACAACAACAACUAAAUGAUAGUCGAAUUAAAACGAAAAAAAAGUCAUCGAGUCAGAGUAGUAUCAAGAAUAUCGGAAAAUAA